UCAACUGGGCAGGUAACGGUUAACUCCUCCACAAGUGGGGAAAAUAUGUCGAACUAAACAGAGUUGGGGGGUGAGAAAGCCGGAUUUCCUGAGCACAUUCAAACUGCAUCAACGGGAUUAUUGCUUGGCGACAAAGAGGAGAAAAUUAAAAAACAUGUUGGAGCCGUGCGUAAAAAAUCCGCAAGAUUCCUGAGAGGGGUUGAUCGUUAAGAGGGUGGAUUGGGCCAAAGUGCGACUUGAGGAGACGCUUAUUCAUGCAAAUUCAUAAAAUCAUAGGCGUGCCUUUGGGCGAUGGAGUCACGGCCGGAAAAGCAAACCCCCUCCUGGAUCACCAGCGACCUUCAAAGACUGUGAUGCGCAGCGCUCGGACGCAUUGACUGUGACACCGGGGCAAAUGUUUUAAAAGCACUGAGGGGAGAGAAGAGAAAGUUAGGUCUCGUUUUCCACACGCUUCUUGACUGGCUGCACUUCUUCCUCAACACAACAGCUCGACUGCUGCGCAACUGGAUCUCCAACCACAGGCUUAUUGCUGUCACUAUUUGACUUGGGUCUUCAAUAUUUUUUUACUCUAUUUCUUUAUGUUCGCUGUCAAUUUGGACGACUUCAGAUCGUAAGAAUCCUCAUGCAUAGGAAGCUUCAGUUACCUAGAAUUAGUGCGUAAAGACGCGAUCACUUCAUUUGUUCUUAUAUUUUAAGAACACUACGCAUUUUUUUUUCUUUUUUCUUUACAUCGCUGAGGACUUUUCACCAUGUCAGAGGACGACAGUAGCUCCACCGCCAGCUCUAUGUCUGACCCUGAAGGCAGCAACGUCAGCGUCCUGAACUGGGAGCAAGUGCAGCGGCUGGACGCCAUCCUGACGGAGACCAUCCCGAUCCACGGCCGCGGGAACUUCCCCACCCUGGAGAUGCAGCCGAGGCAGAUCGUCAAAGUGGUGCGCAGGCGGAUGGAGGAGAAACAGAUCCACGUCCGGGACGUUCGGUUAAACGGCUCAGCAGCCAGCCACAUUCUGCAUGGGGAUAGCGGACUGGGCUAUAAGGACCUCGACCUCAUAUUCUGCGCAGAUAUGAAAGGGGAAAGGGAUUUCCAGACUGUGAAGGACAUAGUUUUGGACUGCCUCCUGGAUUUCUUACCCGACUGUGUGAAUAAAGAGAAAAUAAGCCCGUUAACAUUAAAGGAAGCCUAUGUGCAGAAGAUGGUGAAGGUGUGUAAUGACUCAGACCGCUGGAGUCUCAUCUCCCUCUCCAACAACCGCGGAAAGAAUGUGGAGCUCAAGUUUGUGGACUCCCUCCGGCGGCAGUUUGAGUUCAGCGUGGACUCCUUUCAGAUCAAGCUGGACUCCCUGCUGCUGUUCUACGAGUGCUCAGAGAACCCGAUGGCCGAGACCUUCCACCCCACCAUCAUGGGCGAGAGUGUGUACGGGGACUUCAGUGAGGCCCUGGACCACCUGCGUCACAAGUUCAUCUGCACCCGGAACCCGGAGGAGAUCCGGGGUGGGGGCCUGCUGAAGUACUGUCACCUGCUGGUGAGGGGCUUCCGGGCCGCAUCCGAGUCCAAGAUGAAGUCCCUGCAGCGCUACAUGUGCUCACGCUUCUUCAUUGACUUCUCUGACAUCGGCGAGCAACAGCGCAAGCUGGAGUCCUAUCUUCAGAACCACUUUGUGGGCCUGGAGGACCGCAAGUACGACUACCUGAUGACCCUCCAUGGAGUGGUCAACGAGAGCACGGUGUGCCUGAUGGGACACGAGAGGCGGCAGACCUUGGGGCUCAUAGCCAUGCUGGCGGUGCGCGUUCUCGCCGAGCAGAACGUCAUCCCCAACGUGGCUAACGUUACAUGUUACUAUCAACCCGCCCCUUAUGUGGCAGAUGGGAACUUCAGUAACUACUACAUAGCACAGGUUCAGCCGAUGUUCGCUUGCCAGCAGCCUGCAUACUCCACCUGGCUGCCCUGCAACUGAGUCAGCCCCGAGGAAAGGUGGAGGGACAGAAUCUGAUUUGUUUAAACAAGAGCCUGCGGCGUGGUUGCCUCCUCAUUCCUGCCCAGUGUUUGACAGCUGACAGAAAGAAAAGGAGUCCUCUUUUUAAUGUUUUGCCUCAAAGCCUGUUUUUAGCUUUCACUUCGAGUACAUAUUUCGAUGUGAAUAUCUCACAUUUUCUCGAAAAGGCUUACUGAUCCCGCCCAGGCCAGCCAGGUUUGGAAAAGACUAAUUUGCGGUAGCUUGGAAAUAAAAGGCUCAAUGCAACAGCAGAACUGUCAUCGAAACUGUGCGAGACGGAUUGAAGUCUGUCAAUAACUAAUUAGCCAGCACGUUCCGACAGCAGACCAAAUGGCUGCAUCAGUGCCCUGAAGUUGACAGCAACACACACGCACACGCACACGCUCACACACUCACACACUCAAGGUGAAAUCAGAGGUGUGUGCACGAGGGCUCCAAAACGAGCACCCCUAGACUCUGCUUCACAUCAGCUUAACUGAAGUGGGAUGCUGUGAAACUAGUUUGGAUGACAAACUGGCAUCUCCGCCUUGCAUUUGGAUAUCAUUAUGGUUGUUUACAGACCAAAGAUUUUUGCUUUCGAUUGUUUCUAACAUUAAAACCCUAUUUUGAUGGGGAGAAAAAAAAAGAAAAAAAUUAAUCUGUGUCUAUUUGUACAUGUCGAGAUUUAUGUGUUUGUAUCAAGUGCCUAUGAAAGAAUGAGCAGGCCAUAUGAUUUUUCUUUUGUGAAUUCGCUCCACUGUGUUUGUAGCCAGGCACACCAGACAAUAGUACCCCAGAGGCUUGUGAAUGUACACGUGAACUCAUGCAGCAAGUGUUUGUUUAUGCUCGGAUGAAAAAAGAUCACCAUGUGUUACUGUGGACCUCGCAGUUAAGUAGCAGUCAAAUGUGCACGCCGCUCUUGAUUGGAAAGAGAUUCUCAUUUUUCACGUGCGGUAUUUGGAAAUGCAAAAAUGUUGUCUCCUCAGAGUGAGAACCCAGAAGUGUUGCAAAUUAAAACAGGUAUUGCAUAAUGUGUGAAGAGAAAGGAUGACCAGCAUUGCCAGAUUAUCGUUGAUAAAGGAAACUCACACACACAAUUUCCUGUAUAUUUUGUACAGAGGUGCUUCUCCUGUUUCUCAUCAAAACAUGUUCACAAGAAGUAGAUAAGAGACAGAGAGAGAGAGAGAGAGAGAGAGAGAGAUGCAUUCAGAGAGCUGGUGUCUGUUCCCUAUGCUUCCUCCUACAAGAAGAAGGGUAUUUGCGGAGACACCUCAGACGAUGAGACACUAUUUGCUGUAGCACCCUGGCAGGGAAUUCCUCAGCUGCUGCUGAAGAGCUUGAAUUUAGCUGGGGUUGCGUCUGCAAACGCUCCAUUCAGGGUUCAGAAGAAUGUUGUGCUAAACAAUUCGCUGACAGCCGCUGACAGCCCUGAAGUUUGACGGGGGUGAUGCUGUGUUAAUAUAGAAGACGGGGAGAUGGACAGCAGAGGGAGAGAAAGGAUAAUGUAGUGGUUAGAAGGCGGCGAGGGAGUGAGUGUGUCGGUCUGGAGAGAUGGGUGCAGCUGGUGAUGGGGUUUAUCUCCAGGGCUACCAUGCUUUACUGUACAAACUGUCGUGUUCAGGUCAUAACUACGACUUAACGGAGUGCUGCAGCUCUCCUCUGUUUUUUUCUUCUUCAGGGAGACCAAAACAUUCUGUUAUCAGCAUUUUGCUCUCUGUUUUAAUCAUGUGAUUGUUGUUUAAAAAAAAAAGAGUGGAAACUGAAGAAAAGUGCAGACUUUAAGUUGCAAGCUUUGUUUCAUUUGCUUUAAUGAUGCUCAUUCAUGUCUUUUUUUUUGAAUGCGUCAAUCAACACCAUUUUAAAGAACUGUGUACAUAAAUGAUUACAUGCUUCGGCUUUCCUAACUCACUUAUUCCUUGCAAUCUAUACUGCAGCCUUACCGGAUGGCAGAUUGAAAAACAAAACGAGCAUAAAACGGUACAGAAGACCAGCAUCAACUCAAUACUGCGCUGAAAAAAAAAAAAAAAAACUGUCUUUCUCCUCCUCUGACUCGCCUGAUUCUGAUGAUCCAGAACUGCUGUGUUCAGUUGUUACAUCCACAUCGAUGGAUUGUGCAGGCAAUGUAUUGUCCUACUCAGUGAAGUCCGAAACAGCUGACUAGCUCACUAGCUCCAGUCUGCCUGUCAGUUAGAGAUUGUGGGUUACUGCAUUGUCUUGUAUUGCGUUGUCUCGAAUACCUGUUUCUGUUCAUGCAGUCUUUUAUGAAUCACACUUUGAAAAGAGAUGGAAAAAGAUCUUUGUCUUGUAUGUAUAUUUUUUAUGAUUGCUAUUUUUUUUUUUAUAAGUGUACCACUGCCGGUGUUGCAGUGCUUUUGAAUCUGUGAUCGGGCUUCAAAGGAUAUGUUCUCAAUAGCUUUUUUGCUAUGUCAUGUUACGUGUCCAAUGGGUCAAAAAGGUUUAAGAUGUUUUCAUCAAUAAAAUAUCUGAAAACCA
Molecule: messenger RNA, 4466 nt
Organism: Anarrhichthys ocellatus (wolf-eel)
Lineage: Eukaryota; Metazoa; Chordata; Actinopteri; Perciformes; Anarhichadidae
Gene: tent5aa
Product: terminal nucleotidyltransferase 5Aa
Exons: 2
Coding region: 750-1955 (401 amino acids)
Biological process (GO): mRNA stabilization
Molecular function (GO): poly(A) RNA polymerase activity; RNA binding
Source: RefSeq, a predicted model, not a curated record